This is a messenger RNA of Brassica oleracea var. oleracea, 1055 nucleotides long. RefSeq names its product protein PFC0760c-like. The transcript has a single exon. The record is from RefSeq and is a predicted model, not a curated record. NCBI's taxonomy places the organism in Eukaryota, Viridiplantae, Streptophyta, Magnoliopsida, Brassicales, Brassicaceae. Bases 36 to 887 code for a protein of 283 amino acids.
GAUAUCUCUUCACACACAAAUACACACUCAGCUCCAUGGAAACUCUUUUUCUUGUAGCUGUUCUACUUCUGGCUCUCUCCUCUUCCUCUUUCACACGAUGCCAGAGAAUCAUACAGAUUCCACCACCACGUCCAUUAUGCGUCUCUCAAUACGCUCUGGCUAACUACGCCUGCUCACGUGUCCCAGUUACCACUGUCCUACCUUCUUCCCCCACUGUCCCACCUUCUCCGCAUAUCGAUCCUCCUCCUCCUCCUCACCAUGACCAUGAUGAUGACCAUGACCACCGUCGCCAUAAUGAUGAUCAUGACCACCACGACCAUGACAAUGACCAUGAUGAUGAUGACCAUGACCACGACCAUGACGAUGACGAUGACCACGACCAUGACGAUGAUGAUGACCACGACCACGAUCAUGAUGACGAUGAUGACCACCAUGAUGAUGAUGAUGACCACGAUCAUGAUGACGAUGAUGACCACCAUGAUGAUGAUGAUGAUGACCACGAUCAUGAUGACGAUGAUGACCACCAUGAUGAUGAUGAUGACCACGAUCAUGAUGACGAUGAUGACCACCAUGAUGAUGAUGAUGACCACGAUCAUGAUGACGAUGACCACCAUGAUGAUGAUGACCACGACCACGAUGGUGACCAUGAUCAUGAUCACGACGAUGACCAUGAUUACGAUGACCACGACCACCAUCACCGACACCGAGAUGAGACGUAUGCUCAACAAGAUUGCUGCAAAUGGUUGAGGCAAAUAGACAACGAGUGCGUGUGCGACCUUCUGGUUACGCUUCCGCCAUUGCUAUCAAAACCUGCUCAUAACUAUACAGUCUUUGUGGAUGAUUCAUGCAUCGUCACAUUCACCUGUGGAGGCAGACUUCUAAACUAAUUAUCUCGUAUCUCUCUCCUUGAAAGACACUUUUUUUUUAUCUUAGAUGUACUACGUUUGUUUUAUUUCACGCCCUUGAGCUCAACUGUUGUAUGCUCACACUUGACCAGACAAAAGUCAACCAAACUAAAAAAGUAAGCGGAUUAUCGUUGCGUGAGUUACACUGAA